This is a messenger RNA of Ilyonectria robusta, 816 nucleotides long. RefSeq lists its product as uncharacterized. Lineage: Eukaryota; Fungi; Ascomycota; Sordariomycetes; Hypocreales; Nectriaceae. Bases 1 to 816 code for a protein of 271 amino acids. Gene Ontology annotation, molecular function: FMN binding; NADPH dehydrogenase activity. The record is from RefSeq and is a predicted model, not a curated record. The transcript has 2 exons.
AUGGCUCCUGGCUUGUUGGGAAUUGCAAGCAACAUCACGACCGUUAUGGCCAACAUGGGUGUGCCGAGCCACUGCAUAAGGGAAGAGGCUUCAGCAGAAGGCCACGCGCCAGCAUUCGUGGUGGAUUCGGGACCUGGUCUCCGCCAGCGACGUGCCAAUGGGCCCGGACGCCGAAACCCCGCGCGAGCUGUCCGAAUCCGAGAUCUACCAGUUAUUCAGGAAUACGCCACAGCCGCGAAGAACGCUGUCAACCUGGCGGGCUUUGACGGGGUCGAGAUCCACGGCGCCAACGGCUACCUGGUGGAUCAGUUCACCCAGGACACUAGCAAUAAGCGCACCGACGCCUGGGGUGGCUCGAUCAAGAACCGGUCCCGGUUCGCCCUCGAAGUGACAAAGGCCGUCGUAGACGCCGUGGGCACGGACCGCGUGGGCAUCCGGCUCAGUUCAUUCAGCCCGUGCCAGGGCAUGAAGAUGGCGGACCCGGUCCCGCAGUUUAGCUACCUUGUCGAGAAGCUAAAGGAGCAUUCCCUAGGAUUCCUGCACCUGGUGGAGAGCCGGAUUAGCGGCAAUGUAGACAUCGAAGCUACCGAAAAACUCGACUUCGCCGUCAAGAUAUGGGGCCGCACGAGCCCGAUCGUGCUGGCCGGCGGUUUCAAGCCGGACUCGGCCAAGAUGGCCGUCGACCAGGAGCAUAAAGACUACGACAUCAUCAUCGCUUUUGGUCGUUACUUCAUCGCCAACCCGGACCUGCCCUUUCCGGAUCCAGAAGGGGAUUCUGCUCACCCCGUACGACCGCACGACCUUCUACACAGCUAA